CGGGCUGCGGAAACUGGGACAGUUCUCGAGUUCCGCCCUCCGUUUCCAUUCCGCCGUUCUACGUUGUGCGCUAUUUUUUCCAAGGUUUGUUAUUUGCGGGACGCCUUCAAAUAGGCAACGCUCGAAGCAUUCCGCUCAACUCCUCGGAAGGGACGAAGAGCUCAUCCUCAGGAAGAUUUCAAGAUGAAGACUCUGGCAGCAUUCCUGUCUCUUCUGGUCCUUAGCUGGGCUCAAGAAGAAACCAAGCUUACCAAAGCCAACAACCGUUUCGGCCUGCGCCUCCUCCGCACGCUGCCAAGCGGCCCUGAAGAGAACGUCUUCUUUUCGCCUUACAGCGUGUCCACCGCCAUGGGCAUGGCCUUCGCUGGAGCCAGAGGCCAAACCCAGCAAGAACUAUCGCAAGGUUUGGGCUUCUCAGACGCUGAUCUCACCGAUGCUGGGGUCUUGGACGCCUACACUCGCCACACGGAGCGAUUGAAGUCGACCCCUUCCAAUUCGACGCUCGAUGUGGCGAAUGCCGCCGCUAUCCAGAGGACCCUGGCACUUCUGAACUCGUACGAAAGCGCUCUGCAGAGUUCCUUCGGUGCCGAACUCCAUAAGGUUGACUUCGCCGGAGAAUCGCAGGCCGCCGUUGACUUUGUUAACAACUGGGUGAAGAGGAAAACGCACGACAAGAUCGAAAAGCUGUUCAAUGAGCCGCUGGAUUCGGACACUCUGCUCGUAUUGCUGAACGCCAUUUACUUCAAGGGUGACUGGGGCACCGCAUUUAACAAGGAGCACACGGAAAAACGGCAGUUCUUCAACGGAGGCGUGACGCCCGUCGAGGUGGAUACCAUGAGGCUGGAGGCCCGCAUCAAGUACCGUUUCUUCGAUGACUUGCAAGUAGAGGUCGUGGAGCUGCCCUACCGCGGUCUCGACUACACCAUGGCCAUCCUGUUGCCCAAGGAGAACACCGGCGUCGAGGGGCUCAAGCAAAACCUUACUAUCGACCGUUUCCAAAACUACCUUUCUGAUCUGAGGGAACGCAAGAUCACGGUACUCCUUCCCAAGUUCAAGCUGGAGACCAAGUACUCCCUGAAGACACCCCUGCAGUCGCUGGGCAUCAAGCAGAUCUUCGAACCGGGCGCCGACUUGUCCGGCAUCAACGACGAGAGCCUCCGGGUGUCAGCUGUGGAACACAAGGCGGUCGUCGAGGUCAACGAAAAAGGCACCGAGGCGGCCGCGGCCACGGGAGUGGUCAUAGUCCCGUACAGCCUGGGACCCGAGCCGGUGGUCUUCAGGGUCGACCAUCCGUUCCUGUUCUUCAUCCGCAACACUCGGACGGAUGACAUCUUCUUCAUGGGACAGGUUAACAAGCUCUGAACGAAAGCGAAAUAAACCCUAUAACAGUGGA
Molecule: messenger RNA, 1393 nt
Organism: Ixodes scapularis (black-legged tick)
Lineage: Eukaryota; Metazoa; Arthropoda; Arachnida; Ixodida; Ixodidae
Product: intracellular coagulation inhibitor 1
Exons: 3
Coding region: 184-1362 (392 amino acids)
Molecular function (GO): serine-type endopeptidase inhibitor activity
Source: RefSeq, a predicted model, not a curated record